Peniophora sp. CBMAI 1063 is the source of this 1716-nucleotide messenger RNA. NCBI's taxonomy places the organism in Eukaryota, Fungi, Basidiomycota, Agaricomycetes, Russulales, Peniophoraceae. The record is from the annotation of a GenBank genome assembly.
AUGUCAGCCUCCUUGCUAUUCCACCCCAGAAAGCAGAAGGCAAAACCUGCCACUACUUCCAAUCCCUUGCUACCUGGCGCGAAGACUAUCAACUCUCGGGUCCAGGUUCGCGCCGUCGCCGCGCCUAUGCCUAUGAAGCGUAAAGCCGAGGACGCCCUCGGAGUUAAAGUCAAUGGCGCGCCGGCGAUGAAGAAGGCGAGGAGCAGCUCAGCCGAGAGCUCAACGCCACCGCCAAUACGCUCUGCGAAAUCCAAGGCUCCCACGCCGACCCCCCUGCGCGAGGUCAAGACUACGAAGAGCACGCGACCUGCUAUGGAUGUCGAGGUCAAGCGUGAGAGGAGCGCCACGCCCGCCUCGGCGCUUGUUUCUUCCCAGUCGAGGUCACGCUCGCCUACACCUGUGGUGAAGAAGGAGAAGGGGAAAGGAAAGGCGAGGGAGGGUAGUGAGGGGGGACGGGAGGGGAGGAGCUGUUUGAGCGAUGUGGCGUUUGAUCCCGCCAGUAUGAGGACUUAUGUCGACGCGUACGGCGGCGAUCUGUCCAAGUUCCGCACUUGGUUCGAGAACCCCGCCGACGCCUCCGACACCACAUUUGCCGUAACGGACACCGCCUUUCCGUCUGCAUACCUCGAGCUUCCCGCUCGGAACGCCCGUGCACACUACAUCCUAGCCGUGCGGAAGGAUCCCGACGCCUACGCGCCCUUGUACGACCUCGAAGAGACGCUUGCCGUCGUCGUGGACCACUACCUUCCCGAGGACCUGAAAGAAAUCUUCGGUCCGCAUCCCGACGACGUGAACCUUGGCGCGUAUGGCUUGCAGAAGGAUCUGCACCGCGCACGGACGAAGAAGAACGGUCCUCUGUUCCUCUCGAUUCUCGACACUAUCAAUGGCCACAUCCAGAAGCUCAAGUAUCCGCCUUUGCCGCCCGAUCUGGACUCCUACGCGGAUGGACCGGAGAACAAGAUGAUGGAUAGGGUGAAGGAGUGGACGGACAUGCCGGAGAAGGUCGCGGAGAGGAUAUUCGAGGAGACGUACCAGUGCGUCGUGCCGCCGCACUACAAGCGGUUGCAGGAGUACGCGAGCUUCAGCAGUGAAACAUACGGCGAGAUGCUCCCGCCCUUCGUUCAUCGGAUCAUCAAGGAGAACAAGCUCGGCCCGAACGACGUACUCGUCGACCUCGGUGCAGGAGUCGGCAACGUGCUCAUCCAAGCCUCCCUCGCAACAGGCUGCGAGACAUACGGCGUCGAGAUCCAGAAGGGCGCAGCGGAAGUCGGACUGGAACAGCUCGCACAGGCGCGCGCACGCGCAGCAGCGUGGGGUGUCAAGCUCGGGCCUAUGACUUUCGAGGAGGGCGAUAUGCUCACUUCGCCUGGUGUUGAUGAGGCGUUGAGGAGAGCGAGCGUUGUUGUUUGUAACAAUAAGAUGUUCAGCGAGAGCCUGAAUACGGCGCUCAAGAGCAAGUUCCUUGAUCUGCCCGAGGGCGCGAGGAUAGUGAGCUUGCACCCGUUCGCGCCACCCGAUGCACGGAACAACGCACGCUCGCGCGAAGCAAUCGAAACUAUCCUCACCGUCCAAACCCGCUCCUACGGCUCGCGCGACGUCUCGUGGUCCGGCGGCGGAGGGGACUACUACGUGCAUACUGUCGACCGCGCGGGGUUGGCGAAGAUGCGUGCCGCUGAGACUGGGGCGAGCGGGAGGAGCUCGAGGGCGCGGAGGUAG